UAUCCAUUUUGAUCCCUGCAAAAGAGAGGGAUCACGAAAGGGUGUCGGAGAGUCCUUUGCAAGUCCCCCUUUUCUCCACUCUCUGUGACCCUUUUUCGGUCGGCGAAGCAAGCGCACGGCAGAGGCUCGCGCAACCGCCGGAGGGAAGCUCCGAGUCGAUGGCCACUUCUCCUCCUCCUCCUUCCCCGCCCGGGGGCCGUCGGCUCAUCAACAUCUCCCGCAGCGGCCCUUUGAAUAAAGAGGAUGAUGGGUCGGAUGGAGAUGAUGGGAGGGCUAGUAAAGGAUGGAUUCCCCAAAGAAAAAAUGGUUCCGACUUUUCAUCGGCAAGUGCUGCUGCCACUGUUCGUCCGAGUCGAUGGUCACUUCUCUUUCGUUCGGUCGCCCUCUCCUUCAGCGGCCCUUGGAAUGGAGGUGAUGAGAAGGUUCGUAGGGGAUGGAUUUCGCAAGUAGCAGAUGAUUCCGACUUUGGUUGGUUUACUGCUGUUGAGGAUUCUGAGGAUUAUGUGUUGAUCACCCGUUCUGCCAACAAUUUAGAGCCAUGGCACUGUGUUUCUCCCGAGGGGAGUUUCAAACGAAAAAGCACCCCAUGGAAAAAGUGCGGGCUGUUGGGAACUGGGUCAUUCGGAGCUGUCUUUGAAGGCUUCACUGAUGAUGGUUUCUUUUUCGCUGUAAAGGAGGUUUCUUUGUUAGAUCAAGGAAGCCAAGGCAAGCAGAGCUUAUCGCAGCUUCGACAGGAAAUUGAGCUUUAUAGUCAGUUUGAACAUGAGAACAUAGUUCAAUAUCUCGGCACAGACAAGGAUAAUGAGAAGCUUUACAUAUUCCUUGAGCUCAUGCCCAAAGGUUCACUUUCAACUUUUUAUGACAAAUAUGGCUUGACAGAAUCCCAAGUCUCCGCAUACACCAGGCAAAUUCUAAAUGGUUUAAAGUAUCUUCAUGACCAGAAUGUGAUACACAGGGAUAUUAAAUGUGCUAACAUAUUGGUUGAUGCAAGUGGAUCUGUGAAACUUUCAGACUUUGGAUUGGCAAAGGCCACCAACAUGAAUGACGCUAAAUCCUUCAAAGGAACUCUUUUCUGGAUGGCACCUGAGGUCGUCAACAAUGUAAAGAACAGAAGCUAUGGGGUGGAGGCUGAUAUUUGGAGCCUUGGUUGCACUGUUUUAGAGAUGUCAACACGCAAGCGUCCAUAUUCUAACUUAAAUAUGAUGCAAGCAUUGUGGAAAAUUCGCAGGGGUGAACCUCCUCAAGUUCCCAAAUCUUUAUCAAGAGACGCUCAAGACUUCAUCUGCAGAUGCUUGCAAGUAAACCCCAAUGAUCGGCCUUCUGCAGCGCAGUUGCUAGACCAUCCCUUUGUGACGAAGCCAUCUACUUCUGGUUUUGCUUGACCUUGUUACGAAAGCAAAUUGUCAUAAGGUCUUGCCAUGCGAUCCCUCUCCGGUUCAUUGCUCUGAAGGUCUUCUUUUGGGCUAAUGGCAAGAUAUCUUCGUCAACUUUCCACAUUUCUACUGUUUACUGCAAAAUUUCAUAACAUUAACAGUCUACUCCAAACUUUUAAAUUGGAGCGGACAGUCCAUGUAUGUAUAGUGUCUAUGGUCCGUUUCCCAAUUCCCUAACAAACUUGUCAUGUCCUACAGUUUUCUCCGUAAGUUUUAAUUAUUCCACCA
Messenger RNA from Syzygium oleosum, 1661 nucleotides. Its product is annotated as mitogen-activated protein kinase kinase kinase 1-like. Gene Ontology annotation, biological process: protein phosphorylation. The record is from RefSeq and is a predicted model, not a curated record. The transcript has 8 exons. Bases 159 to 1382 code for a protein of 407 amino acids. Lineage: Eukaryota; Viridiplantae; Streptophyta; Magnoliopsida; Myrtales; Myrtaceae. Gene Ontology annotation, molecular function: protein kinase activity; ATP binding.